AGGGUUUUGAAAGAAUAUGACCUUCCACCAAUAAACUGCUAACUUCAUAAAAUCGGUGACAAGGAAGACAGAUAGUCGUUGUCUGAGUGUCGAGAUGACCUCUGAGGAUAUAGCAGCUUCUGUUGUUUUUCCACCAGCGGAGGGGAAAGUGAUAUCCACUCAGUCAGCCGGAGAUGAAGAUUCUAUGAAUGCUUUGGAUACUAAUGUUAUAAAAAGACGAACCACAGAGCUGGAAUGUGAGAAGGCUGAUACUUUACCCUGCUUAAGUAGGUUAAAAGGCCAGUAUGUCCAGAACUCUGUGACCAAGACCUUUUCACUAAUGAGUAAGGAGGAAAAUGCAGAAAACCUUGAUAAUAUUGAUGCCGUGGAAAAAAACUCUUGCAUGUCACAUUCAGUUCAGUAUUUCAACGUUAACUGCAAACUCUUAGAGAAAACGUGCAAGGCUAACCUACGUUUUAAUCAGUUUUGCAGGUCUUACAAGCCUCUGAAAGUUAGCGAACUUUGCGUGGAGCCUAGAAUUCCUGCAAUGCUGACUGAAAUUAAUUUUAAAAUGGAUAGAUCUGCAAUGGACAGGAGGGCAUUAAAGAGUCAUUUAAUAGUGGAUGAGUGCUGCACAGAUGCCAUGGGACACAUUCCAGAGUUACAGAUAAGUUAUUCCGCUGAGAAGGGCGCUUUAUAUGCCUCUAAUAACCGUUAUAUUUUGGGAAGACACUCGCAUUGCACUGACUGCUACACCACUUGCGCUUGUGAUGUGAAGGAGCCCUCUGAUGGUUGUGGUAGCAAAGAUGGUCAGUUAGUCCUCUGUUGCGAAAAUGAUUGUGUGAACGCUCAGUUGAGGUGUGGGGUGGAAAAGGCCCCAGUCUUACCCCAAAACAGCAGCAACAGGCAGACAUUGCCAUGCAACAUGCUGCUGAAACCCUCACAAAACUUUUUGGGGAAAAGUGAACACUGCUGCGAAGACGACGUAGAUAAUGAUAUUUCGAAAAACAAAAAGGACCGCUCAACGCUACUGAUCAGGAGGUUUUGUAAAAACUACAAGGAAGUGAAGAAAUCGGUGUAUACUGGAGCAAAUUCAAUUGUUAAAACAUUACCUUCAGGUCACAUUGGAAUCAAGGCUUGCACUUACAUUGAGAGAAAUCCAAAGAGCAGAAAUGAGCGCCAGUGUUUUGGGUUUGCAGAUGAGCACUCGUCACAUGUCCUCAGUACUAUCGGGAAAAGCGGUUUUCUAUACUACUUGGUGAAGAGCACGUUUUGCCAGAUCUACAAUGUAGGACAACGGGAAUUGGAUGAUGAUUAUCCUCUGUACUUGCUAGAGAAACGUUUGAUCUCGGUUCCUUGUAAGACGAUCAGUCACCGGUCUGCAGAGCAAGAUGUUUGCACUGGAUUUUGUGCAAGCCUGCACAGGACUUCAAUUUCUACCUUCCUAAGUGGCGCACUAUUAGAGGCAACUACAUCGCUGGGGGCAAGAAGUAGUCCACUUAGUCUGUUUGGCUUCUCAGCUGUAAGAACAAUGCUGAAAGAACGCCAGCUGUGUUCAGCGAUGGCUGCAUCAACCACAAUACCAGCGAAUGCAGCAGGACUGAGUAAGGAGUUGGUGGAUCUACAACACCUCAUUCAGUUCCCUGAGGAGAUUGCAAGUAUACUCACAGAACAAGAACAACGGAUUUACCGAAAUGUCUUGCCGAUUGACUACCUUUAUUUCUUGACAAAAGAUCUUGGUAGUGUUGAAUCUGAGACUUCCUUUCCGGACAUAAAAAUGUCACUGUCUGCAUCUCUGUUGAAACUGAAGAAUGGAGAAAACAACGCUGUGGAAGGACUUGUGGCAAGAUUUAAUGAGGUUAGCUCCUGGGUGACUUGGCUGAUCCUUGCCGCUGGAUCCAUGGAGGAGAAACGGGAAGCCUUCUCGCAUUUGGUUCACAUAGCAAAGUGCUGCUGGAACAUGGGGAAUUACAACGCUGUGAUGGAAUUCCUGGCAGGACUCAGGUCAAGAAAGGUGCUAAAAAUGUGGCAGUUUAUGGAUCAAUCUGAUAUUGAAACCAUGAGAAGCUUAAAAGAUGCAAUGGCUCAUCAUGAAUCAUCCUCGGAGUACAGGAAAGUGGUAAACAGGGCUUUAAAUAUUCCCGGCUGUAAAGUGGUUCCUUUUUGUGGCGUGUUCUUGAAGGAGCUCUGUGACGUUCUUGAUGGAGCGGCAAGUCUCAUUAAAUUGUGUCCACGCUUCAAUUCUCAGAAUGAGACUUUAGAGUUUGUUUCAGACUAUAACGGACAAGACAACUUUUUGCAACGGAUAGGGAAAGAUGGAUUAAACAACACAGAAAAAGAAUCCACCGUCAACAAUAUCAUGCAAACCAUUCGCAGCUGCAACCGCAGUCUGGAGUCAGAUGAGGGAGACGAUGGAUUAAGUGAAAGUUUCAGCUCGAGGAAGAACUCGUUUAUCGACAGAAAUAGAUUUCAAUUUAUCAUGGGUGACCUCUCUGACUCUGAAAAUGACAUUUUUGAGCAGUCAAAGGACUGGGACUUGCAUGGAAACGAAGAACAGCAGAAGGCAUUUAGCCAUGGCACAGAGCUUGUUCCCUGGUAUGUCUUAUCCAUUCGAGCUGAUGUCUACCAGUUUCUUCAGCAAGGAGUGACCGUCAUCCGAUACGACCAGGAAACGCACUAUUCUGUCCGUUGCUUCCUCCAGCUCCAGCCCGACAACAGCACGCUGACUUGGACAAAACCUACCACAACUAGUGUUGCGAGCACUAAAAAUAAAUUGGGUGUCCUGGGGAGCAGUGCAGAUAUUAAAUUUCAGUUCAGUGGUAAUGCUGGAAUGAAUGGACUUGCCGAAGGAUUCUUGGACUUGUUCUCGGUUAAGGCUGUUUACAUGGGACAUCCGGGCAUCGAUAUGCACACUGUGUGUGUUCAGAACAAACUCUGUAAUAUGAACCUGGAAGAAAAUGGCAUCACACUGCUUUUUGGACUCCAUACUACUGAAAACAAGCUGUUGCACUUUGUAGCUCCAAAGUACACAGCCAGAACUAUGUAUGAAGGACUGCUGGAACUAACCAAGGCAGUGAGGAAAAUAAAAGGCUUCCCUGAUCAGAGACUGCAGUGGUUACGGAAGCAGUACGUCAGUCUGUAUCAGGAAGACAACCGGUUUGAAGGACCAACAUUAGCACAAGCCGUGGAGCUUUUUGGAGGAAGACGUUGGAGUGCCAGAAAUACGAGCACAGGGACGUUAACCAAGAGCACCGAGAAACCAAACAUGCAGAGAAAUAAUACCUUGGGGAUCAGUACGGCCAAGAAAAAGAAGAAAGUGCUUAUGAGGGGGGAAAGUGGAGAUGCUGCUGAUGAUGAGAUGGCAACCCGAAAGAGUAAAAGUUGUAAGGAGAGUCGCAGUAGAAGUGGUUCAGAUCCUCCAGAGACUGAUGAGCAAGAAGGUAAAGACCACAAUACUCCGGCUGGUGUGCCUUCAUCUCAAACCCUUCCAUCUCGAAGAGCUCAUUCAGUGUCUGCAUCCGCGUCGCCCAACCUGACACCUGGAUCAUCAACACCAAUGCGUCCAGCCUCUUCUCCUGUUCUGUCCGCCUCAAACAAACCCCAGUCCAAUACAUGGAGCAGUUCAAGUUGGCAUGGAAGAAUCAAGGGUGGGAUGAAAGGCUUUCAGUCAUUCAUGGUUUCUGAUAGCAACAUGAACUUCAUUGAGUUUGUCGAACUUUUCAAAUCCUUCAGUGUGAGAAGCCGUAAGGACCUGAAGGAUCUUUUUGAUCUAUACGCCGUGGCCUGCAACAAGAUGGGGUCAGAGUCCGUUCCGCUUUACACAAACUUGUCGAUUGAUGAAAAUAUCAGUGGCGUCCAGCCGGAUUUAGAUCUUUUAACAAGGAAUGUUUCAGACCUGGGAUUAUUUAUUCGCAGUAGACAACAGCUGUCUGAAAAUCAAAGGCAGAUUUCUGAUGCAAUUGCUGCUGCAAGCAUCGUAACCAACGGCACAGGAGUGGAAAGCACAUCCCUGGGGAUAUUUGCAAUGGGAAUACAGCAGUUUAAUGAUUUCCUGGUAAACUGCCAAGGCGAGCACUAUACUUACGACGAAGUCCUCAGCAUUAUCCAGAAAUUUGAACCUGGUAUAAAUAUGCGGCAGCAGGGACUGAUGUCCUUUGAAGGGUUUGCAAGGUACCUGAUGGAUAAAGACAACUUUGCAUCCAGAAAUGAUGAGUCACAGGUGAACAUUGAUGAUCUGCAGUUCCCUCUAUCGUAUUAUUUCAUUGAAUCCUCCCACAAUACCUAUCUUACCGGCCAUCAGUUAAAAGGAGAGUCGUCGGUGGAGCUGUAUAGCCAGGUGCUUUUGCAAGGCUGCAGAAGUGUGGAAUUGGACUGCUGGGAUGGAGAUGAUGGCAUGCCCAUCAUAUACCAUGGGCACACACUUACAACUAAAAUCCCAUUUAAGGAUGUCAUUGAAGCUAUCGACCGUAGUGCAUUUAUCAGCUCAGAGAUGCCCAUAAUACUGUCUAUAGAGAACCACUGUUCAUUACCCCAGCAACGGAAAAUGGCUGACAUUUUCAAGACUGUCUUUGGUGAGAAGCUGGUAACAAAGUUUCUGUUUGAGAGUGACUUCUCUGACGAUCCCAUGCUUCCUUCUCCAUGGCAAUUAAGGAAAAAAGUACUGCUGAAAAAUAAGAAGCUCAAAGCACAUCAAACGCCUGUUGAUAUUUUAAAACAAAAGGCUCAUCAACUCGCGUACAUGCAAGCACAAGCCAACAAUGGCACUGCUGUGAUGAACACCACCAACAACGAAGAAGAAGAAGACGAAGAAGAUGAGUAUGAUUACGACUAUGAAUCUCUUUCUGAUGCUGAUGUCCUUAAUGCUUCCCCUGCUCCUAACAGCCAGGAAGAUAAUAUUCUUGAUGACCGACCUGAAUCUAAACAAUCCAAUGACAAACUUCAGUUUGAAUACAAUGAGGAAGCACCCAAGAGGAUCAAGAAGGCUGACAGUAACAGCAUCAGUAACAAGGGAAAGGUCUAUGACAUGGAACUGGAUGAAGAAUUUUAUCUUCCUCAAAACAAAAAAGAAAGCAGACAGAUCGCUCCAGAACUCUCUGACCUCAUCAUCUACUGCCAAGCUGUGAAAUUUCCUGGCCUUUCAACAUUAAAUCCGUAUGGAUCUGGCAGAGGAAAGGAAAGAAAGAGCAGGAAGUCAAUUUUUGGCAACAAUCCUGGCAGAACAAGCCCCGGGGAACCGACGACACUUGCCAAAACAUCUGGAAAAGGUACAUCCGACACCCGCCAGAGCUGGGAUGAACCGUGUUCUCCUCCGUUUAACCCUACAACCUCUCUAAGUGCGAUCAUUAGGACUCCUAGAUGCUACCACAUCUCUUCACUAAAUGAAAAUGCGGCCAAGCGUCUAUGCAGGCGAUACUCGCAAAAGUUAAUUCAGCAUACUUCAUAUCAGCUUCUACGGACAUAUCCAGCGGCUACCCGCAUUGAUUCUUCAAACCCUCAUCCUUUAAUAUUCUGGCUCCAUGGCAUACAACUAGUUGCUCUAAAUUACCAAACAGAUGAUCUUCCAAUGCAUUUGAACGCAGCCAUGUUUGAAUCUAAUGGAGGAUGUGGAUAUGUCCUAAAGCCGCCUGUAUUAUGGGAUAAGAGCUGUCCCAUGCACCAGUUGUUCUCUCCAUUAGAUAGAGACUUGGAAAGUAUGGAACCUGCAAUAUAUUCAUUAACAAUUGUAUCGGGACAGAACGUAUGUCCAAGUAACAGCACUGGCAGUCCUUGCAUUGAAAUUGAUGUCCUUGGGAUGCCGGUGGAUAGCUGCCAUUUUCGGACGAAACCCAUCCAUCGCAAUACCUUGAAUCCCAUGUGGAAUGAACAGUUCCUGUUCCGGGUUUAUUUUGAAGAUCUUGUAUUUGUUCGUUUUGCCGUAGUCGAGAACAACAGCUCUGCCAUCACUGCGCAGAGGAUUAUCCCUCUGAAGGUGCUGAAGAGAGGCUACAGACACCUGCAACUUCGUAACAUACAUAACGAGUCCUUGGAAAUCUCCACUUUGUUCAUAAACAGCAGAAGAAUGGAGGAGAUUCCCAGUGGAAGUGCACUUCCAGCCUCGUUGUUUUUCAGCUCUGAGGAAAGGAAGGUGAAUUCCGUGUUUAAAGUGACAAUACACGGAAUCCCUGGGCCAGAACCGUUCUCCGUAUUUAACAUUUCCAACGGAACCACUGCCAAGCAACUGCUCGAUCGUGUUUUGGCGACUGAAACAAUGCAAAGGCACGAGACAAACCCCGCUGAUUAUUUUCUGAUGGAGGAAAAAUGCUUCAUAUCAAAAGAGAAGAACGAGUGCAAGAAGCUCCCAUUCCAGAGAGCAAUUGGUGCAGAAGAAGACAUCCUGCAGAUUCUGAAUGGCUGGUUCCCAGAAGAAGGAUAUGUGGGAAGGAUUAUUCUUAAAACUCAAGAGGAAAACAUGAAUGACAAAAACGUUUAUCAAGAAGACAAGGAAGAAAAGGAAAUUGCUGUUAGCUCAGACGACGAGAGUUUUUUUGUCCAGGUACAUGAUGUCUCUCCUGAACAGCCGCGGACGGUUAUUAAAGCGUUACGAUUCAGUACCGCGCAGGAUGUUAUUCAGCAGGCUCUGAGCAAAGCCAAGUAUUCAUACAGUAUAUUGAACAAUCCAAAUCCUGGUGACUAUGUACUUCUGGAGGAAGUAACCAAAGAAUCUUCAAACAAGAAGUCAUCUACUGCCAAAAUAACUCAGAGGGUCCUCUCUGACCAUGAAUGUGUCUACCAAGCUCAGAGCAAAUGGAAGGGAGCUGGGAAGUUCAUUUUGAAACUAAAGGAGCAGGUCCAGGCAGCGAGAGAUGACAAGAGAAAGGGCAUUUCAAUUGCCAGUGAACUUAAGAAGCUGGCAAAGUCAAGCAGGCAGUCACGGAACUUUACGCUGUCACCUCAGAUAAUGUCACCAGAAGGUACCCAGAAUAGAGAUGAAAAACCUGCAUGCAGUGUGUCCUUCAAUGACAUCAGUGAAUAGCGACUAUAUUUGCUUGCAGCAUAAUCCGUGCAGGUUACCAUAUAAGUACCGGAUUGUUAAAAAUAAAAAUGAAAAUGGAGCGAAGGUCAUCAUCCGUUAAUAGGCACCCCAGCAUCCGCUC
This is a messenger RNA of Spea bombifrons (plains spadefoot toad), 7112 nucleotides long. It is a transcript of the gene PLCE1, whose product is annotated as phospholipase C epsilon 1. NCBI's taxonomy places the organism in Eukaryota, Metazoa, Chordata, Amphibia, Anura, Pelobatidae. The transcript is spliced from 33 exons. Gene Ontology annotation, biological process: small GTPase-mediated signal transduction; lipid metabolic process; phosphatidylinositol-mediated signaling. Gene Ontology annotation, molecular function: phosphatidylinositol-4,5-bisphosphate phospholipase C activity; guanyl-nucleotide exchange factor activity. The record is from RefSeq and is a predicted model, not a curated record. Bases 95 to 6991 code for a protein of 2298 amino acids.